Cyprinodon tularosa is the source of this 2731-nucleotide messenger RNA. RefSeq names its product rap1 GTPase-activating protein 1. Gene Ontology annotation, biological process: activation of GTPase activity; regulation of small GTPase mediated signal transduction. Gene Ontology annotation, molecular function: GTPase activator activity. Bases 147 to 2339 code for a protein of 730 amino acids. The transcript is spliced from 24 exons. Lineage: Eukaryota; Metazoa; Chordata; Actinopteri; Cyprinodontiformes; Cyprinodontidae. The record is from RefSeq and is a predicted model, not a curated record. Gene Ontology annotation, cellular component: cytoplasm.
GGUAUUGGCUUUCCUCUUUGAGUUUACUUGCUGAAAGAACGUGAGUGUCAAGUGUCACUGUCAAUCUUGGCUUUUUUUUCUCGUGCGGCUGACGGUGACAUUCAACCCCACACUCUUGUCGGCUUGCAUGCAUCUGUACUUGCGGAAUGAUGACUGAGCUCAGGAUGGCAAAGAGUGCCUUACUGGAGGGACUUCUGAGCAGGCCAUACACUAAGCCUUUUAUCAAGAGACGAUGCUUCAGUGAUACCUCAGACCUGUUUGCCAUGAUCGAGCGGAUGCAGGGGUGCAGAAUGGAUGAGCAAAGAUGCCCCUUCCCUCCUCCCCUCAAAACAGAAGAGGACUACAUUCCUUAUCCGAGUGUUCAUGAGGUUCUGGGACGCAGAAGCCCCUUUCCGCUCAUCCUGCUGCCCCAGUUUGGAGGAUACUGGAUCGAAGGAACCAAUCAUGAGCCUAAAGACACACCAGAGGCUGAUUAUCCUUCCUGUCCAACCUCCCACAUUAAAUUAGAGACAAACAGCACUGCCAAGAUCUACAGGAAGCAUUUCAUGGGCAAAGAACACUUUAAUUACUACACGAUGGAUGCGGCCCUCGGCCACUUGGUCUUCUCAAUGAAGUACGAAGUCAUCGGGGAUCAAGAGCAUCUGCGCUUGAUGCUACGAACAAAACACAAAACCUAUCAUGAUGUGAUUCCCAUCUCCUGCCUUACCGAGUUUCCCAAUGUGAUCCAGAUGGCAAAGCUUGUUUGUGAAGAGGUAAACGUGGAUAGGUUUUACCCCGUCCUCUAUCCAAAGGCAUCAAGACUCAUUGUCACCUUUGAUGAGUAUGUAAUCAGCAACAACUUCAAGUUUGGAGUCAUUUAUCAAAAGUUUGGCCAGACAUCUGAGGAGGAGCUGUUUGGGAACAUGGAAGAAAGUCAAGCGUUUAUUGAGUUCCUGGAGUUUUUAGGCACAAAGAUUGAGCUUCAUGACUUUAAAGGUUUUCGAGGUGGACUUGAUGUCACUCACGGGCAGACGGGGACUGAAUCUGUCUACACAAAUUUCCAUAAUAAGGAGAUUAUGUUUCAUGUUUCCACCAAGCUGCCUUAUACGGAAGGAGACUCACAGCAGCUUCAGAGGAAGAGGCACAUAGGCAACGACAUUGUGGCAAUCGUGUUCCAGGAAGAAAACACUCCCUUUGUACCAGACAUGAUCCAAUCCAACUUCCUGCAUGCCUACGUGGUGGUGCAGGUGGAGAAUGCAUGCACCGACAACGUCACAUACAAGGUGUCAGUCACAGCAAGGGAUGAUGUACCUUUCUUUGGACCUGCUCUACCUGACCCUGCAAUCUUCAAAAAGGGCCCAGAGUUUCACGAGUUCCUCUUCACCAAGCUGAUCAAUGCAGAGUAUGCCUGCUACAAGGCUGAGAAGUUUGCAAAGCUGGUGGAGCGUACACGUUCAGCCCUGCUGGAAACAUUAUAUGAAGAGCUGCACAUCAACAGUCAGUCCAUGAUGGGUCUGGGUGGGGAGGAAGAUAAGCUGGAGAACGGAGGUGGUGGAGGAGGGGGCGGCUUCUUCGAGUCAUUUAAGCGGGUCAUCCGCAGCAGAAGCCAGUCUAUGGACGCCAUGGGUCUCAGUAACAAGAAGUCACACACAGUCUCCACUAGUCACAGUGGGAGCUUUACCCACAAUCCCGCAGAGAGCCCCAAAACCCCAGGGAUUUCAUUGCUUGUCGCGGGGAAAAGUCCCAGUAAAUAUGGACGCCGAGGCAGUGCCAUAGGCAUAGGAACAAUAGAAGAGUCAUUGAUCAUUCCUGGGAAAAGCCCAACCAGAAAAAAGUCUGGACCCUUUAGCUCCCGCCGCAGCAGCGCCAUUGGCAUCGAGAACAUCCAGGAGGUCCAAGAGAGGAGCCGGGAAGUUUCUCCCAACACGCAGAAAACAGCAGACUGCAGCCACUUGUCACAAGAAAACAAAUCAGGCAACUCCUCCGCACACAGUUCUCCGGAGUUUGCAGCCGCAAAGAACAGUCUGGCGAUGUGUUGCAGGGCGCCUUCAAUCCCUGAGGCUCAGGACCUGUCUCGCUCCUCCUCCAACGCCAGUAGCUUCGCCAGCGUCGUGGAGGAGCACGAAGCUGAGGAGGAAUAUGAAACCGGACUGGAAAGCGUGUCUUGUGUUACCCCCAUAAAAAAGGACUCAUUCGUUUACGGCUCUGUGGCAGAGGACAGCAACCAAGGAAGUUUUUCAGCAGCUUCCAGUCUUCAGCAGCAAGCAGACGACGUGAAGACGUCGGAGCCAAAAGGGACGGACGGUCAGCCCAAGACAGAGCGACCCCUGCAGGAGCAGAGGCGCUCAUCGAACUGUUAGCUUCUCUCCUCUGAUCAACAUGUCAGCAUCUGUUUUCAGAAUAAUAAGUUAUAUAAGGGGAAGCUGAUGCAGAGAAGGAAUAUAGGUCCUGGCCAAGAGACUGGCACAUCCUCCCUUGAAUGUUCAACAAAGAUCUGCUGUUUAUCACCACAAACAUUCACCUCUCUGGACAUGUAUCGACCUCUCGCCCUCAUUCCGUCCUCCAUGCGGAAAACCUUGUUCUCAAGUGGAAGCAGCAUCGAAGCUGACUGUCGUCUGGCAGCUGGCUUAGGACAGGACAUCUGCUCGUUCUUCAAGCCAGGAAGCACUGAUUAUUACAGUUAAACUUUCAGACAUUGUGGCUUUUUCUUACAACACAUUCAGUAAAGCGUUUGACUUUUUUUUUCCUUUUU